Onychomys torridus (southern grasshopper mouse) is the source of this 550-nucleotide messenger RNA. RefSeq names its product ubiquitin A-52 residue ribosomal protein fusion product 1 (gene Uba52). Gene Ontology annotation, cellular component: ribosome; nucleus; cytoplasm. Gene Ontology annotation, biological process: protein ubiquitination; translation; modification-dependent protein catabolic process. The transcript has 4 exons. The coding region runs from base 95 to 481 and encodes 128 amino acids. Gene Ontology annotation, molecular function: structural constituent of ribosome; ubiquitin protein ligase binding; protein tag activity. NCBI's taxonomy places the organism in Eukaryota, Metazoa, Chordata, Mammalia, Rodentia, Cricetidae. The record is from RefSeq and is a predicted model, not a curated record.
CUCAGUGCGCAGGCGCUCUGAGAGGAGAGUCGGGGGUUUCCGGUUCCGCCGUCCUCUUUCUCUUCAACGAGGCGGCCGAGCAGCAGACGCCGACAUGCAGAUCUUCGUGAAGACCCUGACGGGCAAGACCAUCACUCUUGAGGUCGAACCCAGUGACACCAUCGAGAAUGUCAAGGCCAAGAUCCAAGACAAGGAAGGCAUCCCACCAGACCAGCAGAGGCUGAUCUUUGCCGGCAAGCAGCUGGAGGAUGGCCGCACCCUGUCGGACUACAACAUCCAGAAAGAGUCCACCUUGCACCUGGUGCUGCGCCUGCGUGGUGGCAUCAUUGAGCCGUCCCUUCGUCAGCUCGCCCAGAAGUACAACUGUGACAAGAUGAUCUGCCGCAAGUGCUAUGCACGCCUGCACCCCCGUGCUGUCAACUGCCGCAAGAAGAAGUGCGGCCAUACCAACAACCUGCGCCCCAAGAAGAAGGUCAAAUAAAGCUGGGGCCGUACCUGGCCCAUGACCCCGGGACCAAAUAAAGUCCCCUUCCAUCGACUGGAGCAGUAA